Molecule: messenger RNA, 348 nt
Organism: Trematosphaeria pertusa
Lineage: Eukaryota; Fungi; Ascomycota; Dothideomycetes; Pleosporales; Trematosphaeriaceae
Exons: 1
Coding region: 114-296 (60 amino acids)
Source: RefSeq, a predicted model, not a curated record
AUUGGCUCGAUGGAUGGAGCAAGCGACUAUAUGCCUGUCAAUAUUCUGUUUGCAACGGCGGACGUUGGACAACAACAUCUCACGGAUUUCGGCUUUUGCGCGCGAACUAUAUCAUGCAUUGUUUCGGAGACAUCAGCGAUUUGGUACAAUUUUUCCUUGGAUCUAUGGGCUGCUUCUCAUCUUUGGUUUGGACUUGUUCUCUUCUUGCACAAUCAUUCACCCUUUUUUUGGUUUCGGACUUCCCUUCUAUACUCAAUUUGGCUUAUCCACAUUACGACAUCGGCUUUUAUCUUUAGACGGAAUGAAAUGAGAAUGCAAGGUGAAGCUGGGGUUCGGUUAGAUUUUAGU